AUGUCGACACUGACAGAUAUCGUGGCCGAGGGUCACCGGCAAUCGGAGCACAAGCUGUGCAGGAGCAUUGAAGCGAUCAUUGCCAAGUACAGCCAUGAGUUUCCCGAUAGCGAUGUCGUUGAUCUUGAGGCGAUGGUAAUUUGCGAGGAUCGAGGCGAACUCAAGUCAGGGAACGCUCACCUCUUUGGAACAAUGCAUGCGGCUCCCACCGUCGAUACGCGAGGCUCUCUUGCGCACAUCCGUGCGUGCUCGUACACGCUCGUUGCUUUCCGCCCAAAGCACCUUAGUAUACCUUGCUUUGACGUGCUGGUUGAUGUAGUCCUGGACUGCCUCAUGGAUGCCGUCGCGGGGUCGGACUCGGAUGAGUCAUGUGUCGAGGAAGAAGAUGACGGGAAACCCGAACCACAACGCGCGAAGAAGCGAGCAAAACGAUUGCGCCCACCUGGCCAAGUGUUUGAAGAUGUUCAGUGUACUGAGACGGUUUGUGCACAACUAUUCGCGCAAGCAGCUUUUUAUAUUUUUGUGUGUAUUCGUGGCUUCUCAUCAUUGAACCGCUUCUGCUCACGGAUGUGA
Monosiga brevicollis MX1 is the source of this 573-nucleotide messenger RNA. RefSeq lists its product as uncharacterized. Bases 1 to 573 code for a protein of 190 amino acids. NCBI's taxonomy places the organism in Eukaryota, Choanoflagellata, Craspedida, Salpingoecidae. The record is from RefSeq and is a predicted model, not a curated record. The transcript is spliced from 4 exons. Gene Ontology annotation, molecular function: histone binding; protein heterodimerization activity. Gene Ontology annotation, cellular component: nucleus.